Messenger RNA from Hevea brasiliensis (rubber tree), 1181 nucleotides. RefSeq names its product peroxidase 16-like. The record is from RefSeq and is a predicted model, not a curated record. The transcript is spliced from 4 exons. Gene Ontology annotation, biological process: hydrogen peroxide catabolic process; response to oxidative stress. Bases 19 to 1002 code for a protein of 327 amino acids. Lineage: Eukaryota; Viridiplantae; Streptophyta; Magnoliopsida; Malpighiales; Euphorbiaceae. Gene Ontology annotation, molecular function: peroxidase activity; heme binding.
GCCAAAAUUAAUUAAGUCAUGGAAAGCAAAAUGAGCUUCCUUGUGCCAUCUUUUCUUCUUCUUCUCUUCUCUCUCAUUCCUACUUCUACUCAACUAAGCAGGAACUUCUAUAGCAGAACAUGUCCUAAUGUGGAAUCUAUAGUCCGUUCUGCAGUCCAGCAGAAGUUCCAGCAAACUUUUGUGACUGUUCCUGCAACCCUUCGGCUCUUCUUCCAUGAUUGCUUUGUUAGGGGAUGUGAUGCUUCGGUGCUGCUAUCAUCGCCAAAUAACAAUGCGGAGAAGGAUCACCCGGAUAAUCUUUCGCUUGCCGGAGAUGGUUUCGACACGGUUAUGAAAGCAAAGGCUGCUGUUGAUAGUGUUCCUCAAUGCAGGAACAAAGUUUCAUGUGCUGAUAUACUAGCUCUUGCUACUAGAGAUGUUGUAGCCUUGGCAGGAGGACCAUUUUAUGCAGUGGAAUUGGGUAGGCGGGAUGGCAGGAUUUCUACCAAGGCUAGUGUUCAACACAAGCUGCCAAGUCCUAACUUCAACUUAGACCAGCUUAAUUCCUUGUUUGCUUCGCAUGGUCUUACCCAAACUGACAUGAUUGCUUUAUCAGGUGCACACACACUUGGGUUUUCUCAUUGUAGCCGAUUCUCCAAAAGAAUCUACAACUUCAGUCCCAGAAACAAGAUUGACCCAACACUCAAUCUUCAAUAUGCACUUCAGCUGAGGCAAAUGUGUCCUAUAAAAGUAGACCCAAGAAUUGCGAUUAACAUGGAUCCAACCACACCUCAGAAAUUUGACAAUGCCUACUAUGGAAACCUAAGGCACGGAAAAGGAUUGUUCAUCUCAGACCAGAUCCUGUUUUCUGAUCCAAGAUCAAGACCCACCGUCAAUCUUUUUGCAUCAAAUAGUGCAACUUUUCAGAAUGCUUUUGUGGCUUCAAUGACCAAGCUUGGUAGAGUUGGAGUCUUGACAGGAAAUCAAGGUGAAAUCAGGAGAGAUUGUACCCGCAUCAAUUAGAAGAUUAGAACUGCUUUAAUUAUUAUUUCUUCUUAUUUUUAGGGUAGAUUUUCCCUUUUUUUGUGUGUUUUCUUAAAUUGAAAAAAAUGUUUUGAAAGUACCAUUGCUAAAUUGUAAGCGGAACCAAUAAUGUUUGACCUUUAUUUUUCUUUUAAUAAAAUUAUUAUGCUUAGUAUAAA